CAUUGACCGGCUUCCUUCUGAUGAUCAAAGUAUCUAUUUCAUAUCAUCCCUAAAAUUGCGUUGCACGCAGCCAAGUGUAAUUGCAAAAUAGAAAUUGUGUCCUGUCGAAGUGGGAGUCAAUACCUAGUGUCAGCAGGCUGUGGUGACAUCAAACAGGAAGCUUGUGUCAGUCUUAGCGCGAGAGACUCGCGACGUUUAUCCACCUAUAGACCGGCCCAAUUCUCAUAUAAACUAUCUUCUUCCUCCAGGCCGAGACUGCUCGAGCACCUACUGCACACAAACAAACUUCUCUGUUUCUGAGUCCGAAUCUUAACAAACACGGACGCAACCCCACGCCAUGUCAUCCCCCGAUGAGGGCCAAUUGUACAAGCCCUACGACCAGUUUAUUCUAUUCGGAGACUCGAUCACGCAGCUGUCUUCGAAUCAGGAGCAAGGGUUUGGGUUCCAUCCCGCGUUGCAGGAUGCUUACUCGAGGACUUUGGAUGUAAUAAAUCGCGGAUUCGGCGGGUAUACCACUGCGCACGCUGUCAAGGUGUUUCCGAAGUUCUUCCCCAAACCAGAGACAGCCUCUGUUCGGUUUCUGACAAUCUGGUUCGGCGCGAACGAUGCAUCGCUCCUCGAAUCCAACAACAACCAACAUGUCCCAUUGGACGUCUACAAGAAGAACCUGGUUGGGAUCGUUCAACACCCUGCAACGGUGGCCCAAAAGCCGCGCAUCCUGAUUAUUGCGCCGACGCCCAUUAAUGAAUACCAACUGCAAGGUUUUGAUGAGGACAAAGGCAACAUUCACCCCACGCGGACGAACAGGCGCGCGAGGGAGUAUGCAAAGGCUGCCCGUGAGGUCGGAGACUCUUUGAAUGUUCCGGUCGUUGACCUAUGGGCAGCUUUCAUGGCGGCGGUCGGUUGGAAGGAGGGGCAGCCUCUUAUUGGGUCUAGGGAAACACCGAAUGAUGCGAAGUUCGCAAGUUUAUUCACGGAUGGUUCGUGUUUCCCCUUUCCCAACUUGCGCCUGUGAAGUGUACGGUAGCGGGAAACUAACUUGCGAGUGAAGGGUUGCAUCUGACCGCCGAUGGUUAUCGUAUUGUAUACGACGAGGUCAUCAAGGCUAUUCAAACAAAUUGGCCUGACCAAGCACCAGGGAAGCUUCCUCAAGUGUUCCCGCCGUGGAUGGAGGCUCCGAACUGAUCGGGUGGCUGCUGGGGAAGCUCUGCUGCAGAUAGCAUUUAGCUAAAACUGGGAUAGAAGUAUUUAGAGAUUGUGAAUGGAAAGAGGAAUAUCUCCGAGUUAAAGAUAGAAUUCAAAAGCGGUCUAGAAUCGGAUUGCUUCCGCCAAGGCUGUGAUGCAGUGUCGAUGUUACGAUCC
Messenger RNA from Aspergillus versicolor CBS 583.65, 1362 nucleotides. Its product is annotated as SGNH/GDSL hydrolase family protein. NCBI's taxonomy places the organism in Eukaryota, Fungi, Ascomycota, Eurotiomycetes, Eurotiales, Aspergillaceae. The transcript is spliced from 4 exons. The coding region runs from base 338 to 1015 and encodes 225 amino acids. The record is from RefSeq and is a predicted model, not a curated record.